Molecule: messenger RNA, 2416 nt
Organism: Malaya genurostris
Lineage: Eukaryota; Metazoa; Arthropoda; Insecta; Diptera; Culicidae
Product: protein yellow-like
Exons: 3
Coding region: 684-2234 (516 amino acids)
Cellular component (GO): extracellular region
Source: RefSeq, a predicted model, not a curated record
CGGGUCCUCAUUCGACUCAUUCGACUCAUUCGACUCGCGUGAAUCCGUCCCGCACUUUGAACAAAUAUUUUGUUGCUAUCUGCUGUAUAUCUAUACCUUGACGGACGUCGAUGGCGCUCAGUUCACAACUGGACGAUCUUGGGAUAACAUUGCAGUACCGGCGUGGAGAAGCGCAGUAUCGUGGGAGAAUCCGUUCGAAGCUCGGAAGCAGCCUGUUUUGCACUAGUGGAAAGAAGUUGUAAACAGUGCGGGAGAAAGAAGUGGAAGGAAGCAAAGUUGUGUGUGCCUGACCGUGUUCAAGAACCCAGAGAAGAUAUCCUACACAAACCAUAUUUUGCCCCGAGAGCCCCGUCAGUAAAGCAGAGCGAAGCCAGUGGUGAGUGGAUUGUAAAGUUAUUCAAGUGAUAAUUGAAAUCGAGUCCGGCCGGGGUAGAGACUAGUGCCGCCGCCCUGUUGAGGAGACAGCGGAGGAGGGACAAGGUUUUGCGUUCGCAAAAUGAACGCUUCGAUGAUGCACUGAAAAUACGGCGAUCAGAAUCUACGAAUCAACGGCAUUCAUUAGACACGUAACGAUAAUUGGACAUUCAGUGCUGGAUCCGUUUAUCGAAGUUAUUUUGAACUUAGACGCUGCAUAAACAGGGUGUGUGUGUUAUUCAAGUGUGUAAAUCAAGAUUAACGCUAACAUGACACCGAAGAAUUUGCUUUUGGUUCUUUGUUUGGGUCUUUGUGUGCUGAGAUCUCAGUCUCAAGAUCCGAAUUUUAACCCACCAACACCAAGCAGUCCGACAACCCAGGCGGACCGGCAGUUCCGGGUUGUGUACGAGUGGAAUGUUCUGGACUAUGCAUUCGGAAGUGAGGACGAACGUGCUCGAGCCUUGUACCUUGGGGAGUACGUUCCUAGGAACGUGCUGAUAUCGGACUGUAAGCCGUACGCAAAUCGGCUGUACGUUUCGAUUCCUCGCAUGCUGAACGGUGUACCGGCAACUCUGGGAUACUUUGUUCGGCCGGAAAACAACGGACGGUCCGAUCCGGAGAUCGUUCCAUUCCCGUCCUGGGAAAUGAACCGUCGGGGAAACUGUUCGGCUUUGCAGUUCGUUCAAGGGAUUGCCAUCGACAAGUACGGCAUCAUGUGGGUAGUGGAUUCCGGACGAACCGAAACGCUACAGAGAGAUGGCAAUCAUGUGACGUGUCCUCCGAAAAUUCUACUUCUGGAUCUGAAACGUAACGGAACUGUCAUCAUGCGGUACGAAUUUCCGAGAGAUGUGGUCCCGGCAGGAGUCAACUAUCUGAAUAAACUGGUCAUCGAUGAUGCAUUCGGAGGCUUCGCGUACAUUACCGACAACAGCGGCGGAGAUCCGGGCAUUGUCGUCUACUCCCGGCAGCUUAACCGGUCCUGGAAAGUGCGUGAGAAUAACUCGAUGCGUGCGGCUCAAAACGCCAUUCGGUUCGCCGUCAACGACACUGAGUUGAACUUUUCGAUUCACAUUGACGGCAUUGCGCUGGGACCGUACUACAAUCCACACAUUCAGAAUGACAUCGAUCCGCAGAACGAUCCUUUGCUCGGAAACCAAAACUACGAGCGAAACGUUUACUACAGCCCACUGUCCAGCUAUCAUCUGUACUCUCUGCCGGCUUCACUGCUGCGGGAUCCGGAAUUCGUACUGAAAGCAACCCCGCGAGACAUUCUGGAAUCGGUUACCGACUAUGGCCGCAAGAGUUCCCAAACGGACGGAAUGAUUAUGGACAAUCAGGGUGAGCUAUAUUUCGGCUUGUUGGGAGAACACUCGAUCGCCCGGUGGGAUUCGUACAAACCGUUCACCGCCAAGAAUCAGGUUAUAGUCGCCCGUGACAAGACUCACAUUCAGUGGGUCGACGGAAUGGGAUUCGAUCACGAGGGCUACCUGUACGUGGUGGUCAACCGGUUACACAACUUUGUCGGUGGAAAACUUCGCACCGAUGAAGUUAACUUUAGAAUUCUUCGAUCGAAAACCGGAGCCCUGGGCUACGUCAGCACACCAGACAAUGUGUUCAAUAACGAUGUCCGAUACCGAUACGACGGCCAGGUCGACAACAGUUUGCUACACUACGGAGUGUCAUCGACGACGCCGAUCUCUAGCCGACUGGAAACGGCCGGCUUGUUCGGUAGCGGCAGAAAUGGGGCAUCGCAGAACCUCGCGGCAGGAAUAGUCUCGGUGGUGAUUUGGGCACUGGUGGCGAAGCUGAUCGCAGUCUAAAACUAUUCGUGCAGGCUUCAUUGCUGAUUUCAGUUACCGUUCAGUAUCUUAAUUAUCGUGUAAGAGGAAGUGCGUUGUAAAUAAUUUGAUGUUACGAAAUGUGAAUAGAUUUAACAAUUUACCAAACUGAAAGUUGCUAUUUCCCAGUUAUAAACUGCUAAGAAUAAAGAUUUUAAAAUGUA